Molecule: messenger RNA, 7886 nt
Organism: Anopheles gambiae (African malaria mosquito)
Lineage: Eukaryota; Metazoa; Arthropoda; Insecta; Diptera; Culicidae
Gene: hppy
Product: mitogen-activated protein kinase kinase kinase kinase 5
Exons: 15
Coding region: 915-3719 (934 amino acids)
Biological process (GO): protein phosphorylation
Molecular function (GO): MAP kinase kinase kinase kinase activity; ATP binding
Source: RefSeq, a predicted model, not a curated record
GUGACGUCAUAGCCCUCAUCAACAGUAGUGCAACAAGGACAAAAGACGCAAACGAUAUGCAAUGGCCAUGUCAUGCACUGGUGCGUACUACGCACCCAGCUACUUUACCUGUCAAAACACAGACGUUUUAUUGUUAGGCCCAGAAACGGAACUGAACGGAGCGAGCGGACAGAGCGAAGGAAGGAAAAAAAUAGAUUGUUGUCCCAAGUCCUACCGAUCCGUGCGUGUCUGUGUGUGGGGCGAGUGUCGUGCCUAUUGUUUCCUCGGCCUGUGCCCGACACGGUCAGCCUAGCUCGCUCAUCCGUGUGCACGCCCCAGACGCAUCCGGACCCCCAGCAGUGCCAGCCACAAGCUAGUUGGGGUGGGCCAGAUAAGGAAUCGCACGCACACAGAAACGAAAAGAAAGGGGAAAAGAAAACAUCGCAAAUUUUGGAAAAAACAGGAACAUCCCGUUCGCAUUGUUUCGUUGCUUUCGCACAGCUGCUGUACGGCAUUGUUGCUCAUUGUUACAGGUCGGGCAGUGCGUGUGUGUGUGUGAGUGAUUGCCAUCAGUGUCCACAAAACCAGCUGGACCAGUGGAGUGACCGAGUACAUCCUUUCGCGAGUCGUCGUACUGCGUUGUUUGUGGUUCCGUCUGUGCGUUGGUGUUCAUGUGUGUAUGUGUGUGUGUGUGUGUGCUUCCGUAGUGUGAAUUGUCUUCAAUCUCACAUCCUCCAUCUCGUCCCGCGAGCGGUGGUGCCAAAAGGGAAUCAAGUGGGCAUCAGCAGGGAAGGAAGUGUUACCGUGUCGUCUGGUUGUGUGUGUGCUUGAGUGUGCGUUUGUGUGGUUGUGGAGAAGAAAGCGCAAAAGUGUUCGGUUACGCGUACGCAUCCGGUAUCCGCUACGGAGCAGGCCAGGUGGAAAAUGCUGGCAGAAUGUCGCACCAAACCCCCAUGCUGAGUUCGGCCAUCUCCCGCCGCAAUCCGGAGGACGAGUACGAGCUGAUCCACAAGAUCGGCUCCGGGACGUACGGCGAUGUGUACAAGGCCAAGAAGCUGCAGUCGAAUGAGCUCGCCGCAAUCAAAGUCAUCAAGCUCGAGCCGGGCGAUGACAUCCAGAUCAUCCAGCAGGAGAUACUGAUGAUGCGCGACUGCCGCCACUCGAACAUCAUCUCCUACUAUGGCUCGUACAUGCGCCACGACAAGCUCUGGAUCUGCAUGGAGUACUGUGGCGGGGGCAGCCUGCAGGACAUCUACCAGGUGACGGGGCCGCUGACGGAGCUGCAGAUCGCGUACAUGUGCCGGGAGACGCUGCGCGGCCUCUCCUACCUGCACUCGAUGGGCAAGAUCCACCGGGACAUCAAGGGCGCCAACAUACUGCUGACCGAGCGGGGCGACGUGAAGCUGGCCGACUUUGGCGUGAGCGCCCAGAUCACGGCCACCAUCAACAAGCGGCGAAGCUUCAUCGGUACACCCUAUUGGAUGGCUCCGGAAGUGGCGGCGGUCGAACGGAAAGGUGGUUACAAUCAUCUGUGCGAUAUCUGGGCAUGCGGUAUCACUGCAAUCGAACUGGCCGAACUGCAGCCCCCGAUGUUCGAUCUGCACCCGAUGCGGGCACUCUUCCUGAUGUCGAAGAGCGGCUUCAAGCCACCGACGCUGAAGGAAAAGGACCGUUGGAGCACCAACUUUCACUCCUUUCUCAAGGUGGCCCUCACGAAGAACCCGAAAAAGCGACCGACGGCGGAGCGGUUGCUGCAGCACGCCUUCUUCCAGUCGGACAUGUCGAUCCGGUUGCCGCAGGAGCUGCUGCAGAAGUAUCACAGCCCGCACGCGAGCUACUACUACCAGGAGUCGGAGGAGGAAGGAGCCAUCGCAAAUGGACCACAGAGAAUUACGAGUCGAAUGCAUUCCUCCAAUUCUGUUUAUCAUUGUAAACCAUUGGAAAACGAGCGUUCAUCUAGUCCAGAAACACUACCGAGUGAUAUGAGUCUAUUGCAUUAUAUAGACGAGGAGUUGAAGAUAAGGCGUACACUACCCCUGCACGAUAACUCACUGCUGGCGUGUGCGAACGAUGAUCUAAGCUCCGGCAGCAACGGGCAACAGCAGCAGCAGCAUCGUACCGGCAAUGGAUCCGGUGGUGGUGGGGCUGGGUCCACCAAUCAUCAUCACCACCACCACCACCAUAAUUUGCUGGACGACGAGGACAGUCUGAUUGCGUCGAACAGCAGCUACAUUACGGCCAGUUUGGCGACAGCGUCUGAGUAUGACAAUAAUGGGCGAGACGAUUCGACGCUCAGCUACGAUGCGAUGGAUCAGCUGACCGCGAAACUGGAGCAGCUGAAUGCGCAAAAUGGAGCAACGACGAUGGGUGAUUCGCAAGAGCAUGAGGGCGGUAGCAAGCGACACUCGAUGGAUCAGCUGAACGAGCUGUUCAAGGGAAUCGACAAGUCUUCCAGGCAGCGUAGUUUAAGCGAUGGAGAUGGUAACAGUGAAGGAGCAUCCGAAUCGCAACCGGACCUGCUCAACAAUACACCGCCCAUUCCGCCGAAGCGCAGCCAUCGCAGCCGGCGCCACACGCCACCCCGCCCCGUAUCGAACGGACUGCCACCAACGCCGAAGGUGCACAUGGGUGCCUGCUUCUCGAAGGUGUUUAACGACUGUCCGCUGCACAUCAACUGUACCGCGUCCUGGAUCCAUCCGGAGACGCGUGACCAGCAUCUGCUGAUCGGUGCGGAGGAGGGCAUCUUCAACCUCAACCUGAACGAGCUGCACGAUGCCGCGAUCGAGCAGCUGUACCCGCGCCGCACCGUCUGGCUGUACGUAAUUAAGGACAUCCUGAUGUCGCUGUCCGGCAAGACGGCGCAGCUGUACCGGCACGACCUGCUGGCGCUACAUUCCAAGCAGACGCACCGCUUCUCGAUGCACAUGAAGAAGAUACCGGAAAAGCUGGUGCCGCGCAAGUUCGCCCUCACGACGAAGGUCCCCGACACGAAGGGCUGCAUGCAGUGCUGCGUGACGCGCAAUCCGUACAACGGAUACAAGUACCUGUGCGGUUCGAUGGCGACCGGGAUCUUCCUGAUGCAAUGGUACGAUCCGUUGAACAAGUUCAUGCUGCUGAAGCAGUGCGAGUGGCCAUCCGGCAACAUCCAGUAUUACGGGGCAAACUCGAACGUGUUCGAAAUGAUCAUCACACCCGAGCUCGAGUACCCGAUCGUGUGUGUGAACGUGCGGAAAGGGCCGAACGAUACGCUCAAGCUGGAUUUGAUCAAUACCAAUAGCACUCCCACCUGGUUCAAUACGACGGUGGAGGAAAUGGACGGUAUGGCAACGGUCAUCAAUCGGCGCGAUACACUACGACCAAUAAAAGUGCAUCAGAUUGAAAAGGAUGCGAUACUGGUGUGUUACGAUCGGUUCGUACAAAUCGUCGACAUUCAGGGUUUCCCAAAGCAGAGCCGCAAGCUCAUAUCGCGCGUGGAAUUUAGUUUUGUAAUCGAAAGUAUAGUCUGUUUAACUGAUAGUGUAUUAGCGUUUCACAAGUACGGUAUGCAGGGUCGCUCGCUAAGGAAUGGUGAGAUUACGCAGGAAAUUACCGACACGAGCCGCAUCUACGAGCUUAUCGGCAGUGACAACAAAGUGGUAAUGCUGCAAAGCCGCACCAUCCGUGCGGACAGCGGCGGCGAAGGGACGAGCGAUGUCGGCCACGAUCUGUACAUAUUGGCUGGCCACGAAGCAAGCUACUAGAUAAUGGGCUCCCGGUGGUGGCGAUAUUAACGUUGUUUUGCGUGUGUUUGCGUUGCGUUGCAAAUUCGCGUCACUGUGCAGUGGUUAGUUUGUUUUCUUUUUAGAAAAGAAGCGUUGGAGGUAAGGCCAUUGUUUUAGGGAGGAAAAAAUGGUUACGCUCCACGCUCCACUUUGGUUUCCGCGCAGAACAGCAAACCCCACGAGUGGUUUGUCGCUGACGUUCAAGGUUCAAGGCGCAAAAUUUGGAGGUGAAAAUGUACGACAAAUGACGGCAGACGAACACACAGUCACAUGACGGAACAGUUUGGGGAAAAGGGACAUGCAGAGAGUAGCCCAAAAAAAGUAUUAAUUUUAUUUAGUAGUACGCGUCUGAGUUCCCUUACAUUUGACAUUAAACGAAUGCAUAAUGCAGACGUUAGUUGAGAAAGGAGGGUCACGAUUAUGCUUGUACAGUGAUAUGCGGAUAAGUGCAGGUCUGCCACCCUGUCGAUCAGUGGUUUCAAGCGCAGCCAAAAUAUGGUAUCGUUUCUUCCCUCUUUUAUUAACACGUACUACUAGUUCUGCUACUACUACACCUACCACUACUAUCCAAUUGACAUUGCCUUAGGCAGGCAAGGCAGCCGACAGCGGUUGAAUAUAAUUCACACUGAUAAUAUAUGCAUAUAUUGCGUUAUUUGUAACGAGCUACUCAUACUACUUGCUCACACGCAGCAAAAUACACAGGCGACAUUCGAAUGGAACGGAAGGAAAGCAAUAGCCAAAAGCAGUUGCUUAGGUUUGUUUAGAAAAAAAGGUCGCACUUACACUUACCUCUACACUCAGCCACAACACUACAAAUGCAUUCUACACAAGAAGCCGUAAACCACACACACACAGAGUACAGUGUACAGCAAAGAGAGAAAGAGAGUAUAUUUUUAUAUAUCAAAUGAUCCGUUUAAUCUCUUUUCACAAUUUCGGUUGCUGCAAGAACGUUUGGAGAAUCAAGUUCCGAGACUAGAGAGCAGAUUCAAUGGAAGGUGAAUGGAAAUGUACUGAAAUGAUUAACUAACCAAAAGGAAACACAAAAACCAACUGCUACAACGCGGGGAAACUAUUUACACAGAUCCCUCUAUAAAACUAGCAUUUUGUUGUGGUUUCGUCGGAAUUGCUAAACUCCUGUAGAGCCCCCACAACACGAACAAGCUUCUCACAAGCAUCAGAUUGUACAUUUGAUAAAACAAAACACACACACACUCACACAAUACUGCUGUUAAAGUUGCCCCCCGCGUAAGCUGUGCACGUACAUGAAAGUGUGUAUGUGUGCGUUAUUACUAUUAGACUCAAACUCAAACAUGAUAAAAUAGAAGACAGUUACAUGCAUUUGCAAAUACAUAAAAAGAAACACUCCAUAAACAAUUAAAACAUCUUUGCGCGUGUCUCGUAUUGCUUUGUUCUACAACAGAAGGAAAAUAAAAACAGCAAACGAGCACCGAAAAAAAAGAGAACAGAACAAAACAAGUGAUAACGGUACAACACAAUACAAAUAGCAAUAAAACAACAAACAAAACCGUUCGGAACGCGUCAUUGAGAGGUCGACAAAACGACAAAACGAACCUAAUUAGAACACUGUAAGGCGGGUGCGGGGCUAAGGAAUGAACAAGAGAAAAGGAAACAAAGAAAAUUAUGCUAGUAUUAUGUCUGCAAAACAAAACAAAAACAAACAACGCUAGACUGACGAUACUAUAAAAGUAACAAACACACAAACACACUAAAGCCAGUGAGAACAAAACAUACAAACAAUUAAACAAACAAACAAACAGUCAUAUUAAAAUUACUUUAACGGAUAGGGCGAAAAUUGCAUUAUUAUAUCCGCUGCAAGAUAUUCCAUUGUUUGUUUUUAUUUUAAUUAAUCAAUUAAAAGUUGUUUAAAUUAGUUUAGUUUAAAAAAACCUCCGCCACCUCGGCGGAUGAGACGAACAUUUCCACCAAACGACAAUGGACCAUUUGACUAUUUUUACCCCCUAUAGACACUGUGAGUAGAGCUUUCCUCUGCACAAUUCCACCUAUUAAAAGCAUUCAAACUGUACGACCAACAUUUUAAGGUCGCGUUUUUAGACCUUGCGUGAAAGUGAAAUUUUGGGUUUUUUGUGUACUAUAUUUCAUUAAAUAUUUACCAAAAUAUGGCUUAUCGUACACCAAAGGAAAGGACAUUCAAUUGGCAAACUAUUUAUACUACUAACUAACUACAUACAGGGUUUCCCACGAUUUAUUGGUCAGUUCCCACGAUUUGUUGAUCGUAUCCCAUAGAUUUUUGGUUCGUUCCCAUAAUUUAUUGUUAUUUUCCGAUUGGAUAUCAAUACAAUUUGACCAAAAAUUUCUGGGAAACGGCCAAAAAAUCGUGGGAACGCACCAAAAAAAUGUGGGAACCCACCAAAAAUUGAUGGGAACCAACCAAAAAAUCGUGGAAACCUUGUAAUAAACUAAUAAGUUAAAUGCAUUUCCUUGUGAUUCGGGUAAUGCACAAAGCAGGAAAAUCGCAAGUAAAUGCAUUUAAUUUAUUAAUUCGAUAUGUUUUAUGGUCCAUUUAGUUGGGGAAUUGAAUAUCGUUUCUGUUGGUGUACGAUAAGCCAUAUGCUGAUUAAUACGUAACGGAGUAUAGCAGAGGCGGUCCCGUGGUACAGUUGUCAACUCGAACGACCCAAUGACAUGCCCGUCUUGGGUCCAAGCCUAGAAGAGAUCGUCCUGCCGUAGCAAGGUUUUGACUUAUCCGGCUUCUUCAAAUUAAGUGUCGAAACUCUGUUUAAUAGACCCGGUAUGUCCACGUAGGACGUUACUCCCAAUAGAAGAAGAAGACGUGUAGCAGAAAACCCCAAAAUUUCACGUUCAAUUUCACUGGAACUGUAAUCCGGGUUUAACGACGAAAAAAAAAACGAACAAACCUUCCAAAAAACAAAAAAAAAAACAUGUGCAAUUAACUUCGCAUUCUUGUACUGCAUUUUUUCAAUUGCGAACGAAUGCGUUUGUGUUAUUUCCAACCAACUAUAUAUUUAAAUACCUUUUUGUCCUGUGUUUUUCAUUCUGUGUGUGUGUAAUACUGUUCGUGUUAUUAGUUAUUACUACUACUGCUAGGGUUACUAUUGCCGUAUUACCUUUCUUUCCUUAAGAGCGUUGUUUCGCUUGAGAUUGAUAUGUUGGACAACAUGUUUUCCGUAGUAGCAAAUAAAGCAGCGGGUAAAUUGUAUAAUACAUAGUUAGGCGCCCCCUGAGCAGCAGUCUUUCCCAUUUUCAAACUACCGCAACUACGCGCCCCCUUAAACACCCAUUAGCACACUCACACAAAUAGUCAGUUUAUUUUUUUUUUGGGUAAUAAGGAGUGAUAGAGAUUCAUUAGUGCGAAUGUGCAGAGUGUGAGAGGUUCUGGGUUCUGGGAAAGGAAAUUCGGAUUUAUACAUAUAAGACACAGGUGGUGACACAAAAUAGCGUGUAUAAAACUCCCCCCAAACAAGAAGUUAAAUUGGGAAGUAUGUAAAAAGUGCUAAGGUUUGUAAAAGUUGUAACCAAAACAAAAGCGGGGAAAGAUGGAUGAAAGAGAUGAGCAAAACGCCACGAUAUUAAGGGUCGGAAUCACGGUACGAGAUAGGUGGCCAUAAUAUAUAGAUCUGCUGGCUAGAGAGAAAGAGAGAAGUAGUACUAUCUAGGGACAGCAAAUGGGCAGCAGCAUGGUGUCACCCGCCAAGUUCCAAUAUAAAGCCUUUGUUUUUUUGUUGCCAAAUCUGGACAGUAUUUACUUGACCGCUCCCGCAAUAUAUCCGUUAAAACGCGUUAAAUAUGAAGCGUUAUUGCAGAUUGUUUUUUUGCAUGUGUGCAACAGUUAACUUCAUUUAACACACACACACACAUCCCUCUUAGUAGAAUGAAUUUAGAAGAAUUUGUUCAUGUUUUAAUUACACGUUGGACACUAUCGAUCACACGUGCGCAACGCCGUUCAAUAUGCUGCACGGCGACAUCCCCAAAGGGCGCAUAAAUUGUACGCAAGAUUUAUCUAUUGUUUCGCUAGGGCCCACAAACACAAACACACUACUCUCACCUAAAAGUGAAACAGUUCUCCCCCACACGCGUUAAGGCAUUGAUGAAAAUAAAGAGAGUUUAAAGUAAUGUGAUUCAACGGUUCAUAUUCAAAACCAUAAA